Molecule: messenger RNA, 993 nt
Organism: Alternaria atra
Lineage: Eukaryota; Fungi; Ascomycota; Dothideomycetes; Pleosporales; Pleosporaceae
Exons: 3
Coding region: 1-993 (330 amino acids)
Cellular component (GO): fungal-type vacuole; plasma membrane
Source: RefSeq, a predicted model, not a curated record
AUGGCCAUUAAUCCGUGGGCCGGCUGCAAUUUCGACAUUGACCCCAAUGUGUCAUGCACUCUGGAAACGUGCUGUCUCGCUCAAUCGUCCUUUCUCUACAUCCCCACGUGGGGCGGAAACCUCUUCUUCACCAUCUACUUUGCCGUCCUGUGCCUUCCGCAGUUAUGGCUUGGCAUCCGCUAUCGCCAGCCGGGCUUUGCAAUCGGCAUGCUGAUAGGGCUCAUCCUUGAGGCCGUCGGCUACGCUGGCCGCGUGAUGCUGCACAACGAUCCCUUCAACUCCAAUGCUUUCCUGAUUUAUCUCAUCUGCCUGACUAUUGCCCCUGUCUUCAUCAGCGCCAGCAUUUACCUCUCCAUCGUGCGCAUCAUCGGUCUGUACGGCAAGCACCUGUCCUACUUCAAGCCGCGGACCAUUGCACUGAUCUUCAUGACCUCCGAUUUCGUCUCGCUAGUGCUCCAAGCUGCAGGAGGCGCCAUCGCGGACACGUCCGAAGGCGAUGCCAGGCAGACUGGCACGAACAUUAUGGUGGCCGGUUUGUUCCUACAAGCCAUUUCAUUGACCGUGUUCCUGCUGUACCUGGCCUACUUUUAUCUGCAAUGUCGGAGCGGCGGCGUCCUGGACAUGAACCCGGCAAGAACGGCGUGCCGCAGCCGCGGGCUCUUCAAAGUCUUCCUGUUCAGCCUGGUGCUCGCCACCAUCGCCAUCCUCGCACGGUCCAUUUUCCGUGUCGCAGAGCUGUGGCAGGGCUUCUCGGGCGAACUGUGGAACGACGAGGUCGAUUUCAUGGUACUCGACGGAGCCAUGAUUAGUCUGGCCGUGCUUUUACUGACCGUCUUCCACCCGGGUCCCGCCUUUGGUGACCAGUGGCACGCCGCGAACUGGUCGUUCCGAUCCAAGCCCAACAACGACCCCACAUCCGUCUCUGAGUCCAAGCACAGGCGAAGGCGGUCCUCGCACAGCCGACACCCUCGCAAAGGUCCCGAGCUUAAGUGA